ACAUCGUCGAAGUUAACGAUCUCCAUGUGUUUUAUAUAAAUGUAUCAUAUAAAUGAGCUAUUCAAUGUUUGGUACAAUAAGAGGGGGGAGCCUUACGCCCACACCCGGACUACCUGGUAGGGAUGGUAGGGACGGUAAUGACGGCAGAGACGGCGUGGACGGUAGGGACGGCCAGAACUUCACAACCGAGAUGUUAGACCAUACACAAGAUCUAGACCUUUCAACCGACAGCACAGGUCAAACCCUCAUUAUCGAUAUAAGUAAAGCCCCCUUAGUCAUCCUAAGCUUCAUCAUCAAAAAUAAAAGGUAUGAGCAAGCCAUAACACACCCAAAGUUUGGAGUCGUAUACAGUGUCGACUUCUCUGACUCUUUAGGAACGACUGUGAUAUGCUUAGACGAUGGUAUAAUAAGAACCAUUAACAUUAUCAAAAAUAAAGACCUCAACCUACACCUCACCAAAAUAAGCUCUUAUCGCAUAUUAGGUCUUCAGGGGGCACAAGGCGCCAGAGGCCUUAAGGGAGACAAAGGAGAAAAGAGAGACCAAGGCAUACAGGGACUAAAGGGAGACAAAGGAGACAAGGGAGACCAAGGCAUACAGGGGCUAAAGGGGGGCAAAGGAGACAAAGGAGAGAAAGGAGACAAGGGAGACCAAGGACUAAAGGGAGACCAAGGAGUGUCAGCCACAGCGACGCCAAUCAUCACAGGGGAAGCAGCAUUCUCCCUUUGGAAUGUUGACGAUUACGUUGACACGGCCUUCGAUGUGACCGCUUGUGACAUGAUGAAAUUCGAGUUUGAGUACACCGCCAACAGGAAGACAAGCACAGUCAUACCCCUCGCCGCGGUAAAAACCGUAGGACAAAUACUCUCCUUCUACUCCAACGUUGAGAGAACGCAAGACCCAAGCUAUCGGUUCGACCUCAAAGUGUUAUGGAACUCCUCCCUCGAAAUUACCAUGAACAACAUGGCUAGUGACAAUAAACUUGUCGGUAUCCAGGGGCUAUAGUCCGGCGGCUCCGAUGUACCCCUCACUAGUCAACUCCUCGGAUCACACGACUUCGACCUAUGCCUCGACGUUGGAACCCAUAACGUACAAUGGAACCCAGCAACUGAGUGCUUAUGGGUGUGGUGCAGAGAGAAUGGGAUAAAGUCAAGACCAGCUAGGGUUGACACCAUCCCCUUCCAGAAAAACACCAACUUCGUGGGGUAUUUUGGUGAGUUUCGUUUGAUAGACGCUGGCAUUGAGAUCGUACGGCUCCCAAGUGAGGGAUUAUGGAAGGUCUCCAGAGUCGAUCAAA
This is a messenger RNA of Nematostella vectensis (starlet sea anemone), 1295 nucleotides long. Its product is annotated as collagen alpha chain CG42342-like. The record is from RefSeq and is a predicted model, not a curated record. Bases 53 to 1003 code for a protein of 316 amino acids. Lineage: Eukaryota; Metazoa; Cnidaria; Anthozoa; Actiniaria; Edwardsiidae. The transcript has a single exon.